CAGGUUGGCUCAGCAUGUCGGUCAGCGUCCAUGAGACCCGCAAGUCGCGGAGCAGCACAGGCUCCAUGAACAUCACACUGUUCCACAAGGCCUCGCACCCCGACUGCGUGCUGGCACACCUCAACACACUGCGCAAGCACCGCAUGUUCACGGAUGUCACGCUCUGGGCCGGCGACCGCGCCUUCCCCUGCCACCGCGCCGUGCUGGCCGCCUCCAGCCGCUACUUCGAGGCCAUGUUCAGCCACGGCCUGCGGGAGAGCCGUGACGACACGGUCAACUUCCAGGACAACCUGCACCCCGAGGUGCUGGAGCUGCUGCUGGACUUUGCCUACUCGUCCCGCAUCGUCAUCAACGAGGAGAACGCAGAGUCGCUGCUCGAGGCGGGCGACAUGCUGCAGUUCCAUGACGUGCGUGACGCAGCCGCCGAGUUCCUGGAGAAGAACCUGUUCCCGUCCAACUGCCUGGGCAUGAUGCUGCUGUCGGACGCCCACCAGUGCCGCCGGCUCUACGAGUUCUCGUGGCGCAUGUGCCUGGUGCACUUCGAGGCCGUGCGGCAGAGCGAGGACUUCAACAGCCUGUCCAAGGACACCCUGCUGGACCUCAUCUCGAGUGAUGAGCUGGAGGCGGAGGAUGAGCGCGUGGUCUUUGAGGCCAUCCUGCAGUGGGUCAGGCACGACCUGGAGCGGCGCAAGGCCCACCUGCCCGAGCUGCUGCGUGGCGUGCGGCUGGCCCUGCUGCCGUCCGACUGCCUGAAGGAGGCCGUGUCGGGCGAGGCCCUGCUCAUGGCCGAUGAACGCACGCGGCUCAUCGUGGACGAGGCGCUGCGCUGCAAGGCCCGCAUCCUACAGAACGACGGCGUGGUCACCAGCCCCUGUGCCCGGCCGCGCAGGGCCGGACACACGCUGCUCAUCCUCGGGGGCCAGACCUUCAUGUGUGACAAGAUCUACCAGGUGGACCACAAGGCCAAGGAGAUCAUCCCCAAGGCGGACCUACCCAGCCCCCGCAAGGAGUUCAGCGCCUCGGCCAUCGGCUGCAAGGUCUAUGUGACAGGGGGCCGGGGCUCCGAGAACGGGGUCUCCAAGGACGUGUGGGUGUACAACACCGUCCACGAGGAGUGGUCCAAGGCAGCACCCAUGCUCAUCGCCCGCUUUGGCCACGGCUCGGCCGAGCUGGAGAACUGCCUGUACGUGGUCGGAGGGCACACGUCCCUGGCUGGGGUCUUCCCGGCCUCGCCGUCUGUCUCCCUGAAGCAGGUGGAGAAGUACGACCCCGGGGCUAACAAGUGGACGAUGGUGGCCCCGCUGAGGGAUGGCGUCAGCAAUGCUGCGGUCGUGAGUGCCAAGCUGAAGCUCUUUGUCUUCGGGGGGACCAGCAUCCACCGGGACAUGGUGUCCAAAGUCCAGUGCUACGACCCUGCAGAGAACCGGUGGACAAUCAAGGCCGAGUGUCCCCAGCCUUGGCGGUACACUGCUGCCGCCGUCCUGGGCAGCCAGAUAUUCAUCAUGGGAGGCGACACGGAGUUCACAGCUGCCUCGGCCUACCGCUUCGACUGCGAGACCAACCAGUGGACGCGGAUCGGGGACAUGACUGCCAAGCGCAUGUCCUGCCACGCCCUGGCCUCGGGCAACAAGCUCUACGUGGUGGGGGGCUACUUCGGGACCCAGCGGUGUAAGACCCUGGACUGCUAUGACCCCACCUCGGACACGUGGAACUGCAUCACCACCGUGCCCUACUCGCUCAUCCCCACAGCCUUUGUCAGCACCUGGAAGCACCUGCCCGCAUGAGGCGCACCUGUAGAGCCCAACCAGACGACGUGUGUUUCUCCCCACCCCACGGCUGCAGCCCUCACUGUUGCACGGUGGCCCUGACCCUGUCUGCCAUGGUGGGAAGCUCAGCCCGGCCCCAGGCCAGUACUCCGAGCAGCUGGAAGUCGGCCCCACCAGCUCUGGGCGGCUUCGGGGGCUGCUCUGAGCUUCAGAGAAGAAAAUCCAUCUCCAGCGCCCUGUGUGUCUGGCUGAGGCCUUUCCUGCUUUGCAGUGGUUUG
Messenger RNA from Lipotes vexillifer (Yangtze River dolphin), 2044 nucleotides. RefSeq names its product kelch like family member 25 (gene KLHL25). The transcript has 2 exons. Gene Ontology annotation, cellular component: Cul3-RING ubiquitin ligase complex; cytoplasm. Gene Ontology annotation, biological process: ubiquitin-dependent protein catabolic process. The coding region runs from base 15 to 1784 and encodes 589 amino acids. Lineage: Eukaryota; Metazoa; Chordata; Mammalia; Artiodactyla; Lipotidae. The record is from RefSeq and is a predicted model, not a curated record. Gene Ontology annotation, molecular function: protein binding.